Mobula hypostoma (lesser devil ray) is the source of this 789-nucleotide messenger RNA. RefSeq names its product basic salivary proline-rich protein 1-like. The transcript has 2 exons. NCBI's taxonomy places the organism in Eukaryota, Metazoa, Chordata, Chondrichthyes, Myliobatiformes, Myliobatidae. The coding region runs from base 1 to 789 and encodes 262 amino acids. The record is from RefSeq and is a predicted model, not a curated record.
AUGGCAACAUCAUUCAAAGGGUCAAAGGUUCAUUUUACUAUCAAACAACUCGAACUAGUGGUCCCUCUGAGGGCGGUAACCCAGGCCAGUGGCCCCUCCAAAGGUGGCGACCCCGAACAGUGGCCCCUCCGAGGGCAGCGACUCGAACAGCGGCCCCUCCAAGGGUGGCGACUCAGGCCAGUGGCCCCUCCGAGGGUGGCGACCCCAAACAGCGGCCCCUCCGAGGUUGGCGACCCUAAACAGUGGACCUUCCGAGGGCGGCGACUCAGGCCAGCGGUCCCUCCAGGGGCGGUGACCCGGGCCAGCGGCCCCUCCAAGUGCGGCGACUCAGGCCAGCGGCCCCUCCGAGGGUGGCGACCCCGAACAGCGGCCCCUCCGAGGGCGGCAACUCGAACAGCGGCCCCUCCAAGGGCGGCGACUCAGGCCAGCGGUCCCUCCAGGGGCGGUGACCCGGGCCAGCGGCCCCUCCAAGUGCGACGACUCAGGCCAGCGGCCCCUCCAAGGGUGGCGACCCCGAACAGCGGCCCCUCCGAGGGCGACGACCCCGAACAGCGGCUCCUCCGAGGGCGGCAACUCGAACAGCGGCCCCUCCAAGGGCGGCGACUCAGGCCAGUGGCCCCUCCGAGGGUGGCGACCCCAAACAGCGGCCCUUCCGAGGUUGGCGACCCUAAACAGUGGACCCUCCGAGGACGGCGACUCAGGCCAGCGGCCCCUCCAAGUGCGGUGACCCCAAACAGCGGCCCCUCCAAGGAUGGCGACCCCAAACAGCGGCCCUUCCGAGGGCGGUGA